This is a messenger RNA of Syzygium oleosum, 1716 nucleotides long. RefSeq names its product trihelix transcription factor ASIL2-like. The transcript is spliced from 2 exons. Bases 375 to 1580 code for a protein of 401 amino acids. Gene Ontology annotation, molecular function: transcription cis-regulatory region binding. Gene Ontology annotation, cellular component: nucleus. NCBI's taxonomy places the organism in Eukaryota, Viridiplantae, Streptophyta, Magnoliopsida, Myrtales, Myrtaceae. The record is from RefSeq and is a predicted model, not a curated record.
UCCGCACUCUCGAUUUGCUUCCACCUAAUUCGGUUUCAGUUUCUCUCUGCUUCCUCCACAAUCUCUCUCCCUCUCUCUCUCGCUCCGUCUUCGCCACGGCAGAGAUCCUUCGUCGUCGUCUCCACAGCAUGAAUCCCCUCGCAGAAUGAGUGGGAUUGUUUCGGAAGAAGCGGCGGUGCUGGCGGUGCUCUCGACUCCUUCCGAGACUGCGGAUUGUUGUCGGCCGAAGGGGAUUGUGUGGUCUUGAAGUGAGAACUGAAGUAAUCAUGUGAGCUGAAACUGUCGCCUUUUAUUCUGCGAAGAAAGAGAGGUUGGAGUUUUUUGGGUUUUCCUUGCAGUGAGAUAUUGUCCUUCUCGAGAUUCGACGGUGAUAGAUGGACCACGCCGAGGAUGAUGCUGGGUACCCCCCUAAUUCGCACGGUGCGAAUCAGGCACCGGCGUAUGGUUCCUCGAAUUCCCAAAAGCUUCCUGUUGGAACUCCUCCGUAUUCGAAGCCGGUCAGCAACCAAUUCGUAGAUGAUGAUGAUGAGGUUGAUGGUGACGAAGAGGAUGAAGAGGAAGAGCUGGGAGACGAAGAAGAUGAUAAAGAUCAAAUGAAUGGCAACAGGCAAAGUGUCAAGAAUGGAGAAGAUGAAGAUGACGACGACGAGGACAACGACGAAGAUGAUUUUUCCGAUGACGACGACGACGAUGACGAUGACCAGAAAGCUAGAAGAACGAAUGACCCAGAAAGGCGCCCCAAAAGGCGGAAGCUGAAGAGUUUGGUUUCUAGUUAUGAGUUUGCUCCUCGUGUACCACCACCUCAAGAUGUGCCUCCACCAGUCCCAAAACCACUGCCGCCUACCGGUGGCCGGAAUUCUCUCAUGGAUUGGACCGAACAUGAGACAUUUGUUUUACUUGACGCUUGGGGCGAGCGGUUUCUUCAACGUGGGAGGAAGAGUCUUCGGUCUGAUGAAUGGCAAGAAGUUGCAGAAAAGGUGGCAGAGGUAUCCAAAGUUGACCGGACAGAGAGUCAAUGCAGAAACCGAUUGGAUACAUUGAAGAAAAAGUACAAGAAGGAGAAAGCUAAAUUUGUAGAGACCGGUGGUGUCUCCAGCAAAUGGGUCUAUUUCAAGAAGAUGGACAUGUUAAUGUCCUCAUCACCCUCGCAACAAACUGCUCUGUCUUGUGGGGUCGACUCCGGGGCGUAUGUCUUCAUGAACCCUAGGGUUUACCUGAACCGUGCUAACGGAAUGGAUGAGAUGAGGGACAGUCCUGGGAACUCGGAGUCUUCUGACAAAGAGGGAGACGAUUCAGAUGGCCUUCCGCCCAAGAAGAGAAAAUCUGGAAGAGAGUCUAGUGACGGGGCUUCGAUCAAAUUGCUUGCGGAGUCCGUGACGAAAUUUAGUAAGAUCUACGAGAAGAUUGAGAAUAGUAAGAGGCAGCAGAUGGUGGAACUGGAGAAGAUGAGGAUGGAUUUUCAGCGGGAUCUGGAAGUUCAAAGGAAGCAGAUAAUGGAGAGCGCUCAAGCCGAGAUUGCAAGGAUAAGGCAAGGCGACGAUGGCGAGAACGAUCUCUCCGCUGAGAAUGCCAGCGGGUGACAUCUUUACCUGAUUAAGGAUUAUGAUUAGAUUAGUACGUCGACUCUUCCUCUUCUGUUGUAUAAUAUUGGUUGAGUUAAGCCCCCUGAACGUCUAAUUUCUGAAGCAAUAAUAUGAUUGAAGGUACUUGUUCUCA